Cajanus cajan (pigeon pea) is the source of this 802-nucleotide messenger RNA. RefSeq lists its product as uncharacterized. Lineage: Eukaryota; Viridiplantae; Streptophyta; Magnoliopsida; Fabales; Fabaceae. Gene Ontology annotation, molecular function: iron ion binding. The record is from RefSeq and is a predicted model, not a curated record.
UUCUUUCAUUCUUCUCUUAUCUUCUUCUUCUUCUUCUUCUUCUUCUUCUUCUUCUCUGUGUGUGUGUGUGUGUGAUCCUGAACAUUGAACACAGAGAUGGCCUUGCAGGCACCGAGCCUUACCGUCAAUGCCGGUCUCCGACGACCCUUGAUGAACCCUUUUGCUCUAAAGUCAACCUUCUUCUCUGGUUCCUUCAACUUCAACCUUCACCUUCACCCUAUUACUUCCGCACCCCCCAGGAUUUCCAUGCGCGUCGCUUCCAAACAGGCCUAUAUCUGUCGCGAUUGCGGGUAUAUUUACAACGACAGGACUCCCUUUGACAAGUUGCCUGAUAACUACUUCUGCCCUGUUUGUGGUGCUCCAAAAAGAAGAUUUAGGUCAUAUGCACCGGCUGUCACAAGAGAUGCCAAUGACACAUCUGUUAGAAAGGCACGAAAAGCAGAAUUGCAGAGAGAUGAAGCAAUUGGGAAGGCACUUCCUAUUGCAAUUGUCGUGGGAAUUGCAGUGCUUGCUGGAUUAUAUUUCUAUCUCAACAACCAAUACUAGGCUGAAUGAGUGUUCCAUUGCAUGCCCUUUAAUAAGGGGUGUAGUUUAUUCCCGAUCUUUCAUUUUCUUUUGUUCAUUCUGUUCUAAGCGCUCAGAAUGGCCAUACAAUAAAUGGUACAAUUAUUUUGAGAGAGAAGAAUGGUCAUGUUUAAUUGUUUAUCAACCCUGGCGGGUGAAGAAUGCAAUGUAGUUAUAGAGGGGAUAAUUUGUAUUUACUUUGUUGCCAUUAAACUUGAUAAGAAGCAUCUUAUAUUUU